Misgurnus anguillicaudatus (oriental weatherfish) is the source of this 5578-nucleotide messenger RNA. The record is from RefSeq and is a predicted model, not a curated record. Lineage: Eukaryota; Metazoa; Chordata; Actinopteri; Cypriniformes; Cobitidae.
UAAAAAAGAGUCAGCAGAGAGUGGGGUUGGGUCUCAUUGCUGCUCUAAGCAGGAAAAGCCUCAGUCUGACUUCAUGGUGAAGCGAUAACCUGGACUCCUAUUUCCCCUAUUCUUCCCUUUUAUUUUGCACAUAAGAACGGCUCAUGUCUUUGAUAUAGGCACGAUGAGAUUUAUGCCUUUUAGGACUGUGCUGUUCCUGGCUUUAUCUGUGGCUUUUUUACAACUUGUGAAGUGCCAAGAUGACAACGGUGAUGAUGAGCUGAGCUGCAUAGAGAACGGGCAGGUGUACACAAACAGAGACAUCUGGAAACCCGAACCAUGCAAGAUAUGUGUUUGUGACAGCGGGACCAUCUUGUGUGAUGAUGUGCAAUGCGAUGAAGUGUCUAACUGUGAAAAGGUAACCGUCCCAGACGGAGAGUGCUGUCCUGUCUGUCAGAGUGGUUCACCAGAUACCAGCGGCAGACCGGUAGACAGAGUUGCCAAGGGUCAGAAAGGGGAACCUGGUGAUGUCCCAACUAUUAUUGGAAUAAGAGGUCGUCCUGGACCAAUGGGACCUCCGGGAUCGUCAGGGUUUAGAGGAGACACCGGACCCAAGGGUCGACCUGGUCUGAGGGGACCCCCAGGAUUUGACGGAGAGCCUGGUAUUCCCGGACAGCCAGGAGAGCCGGGACCACCAGGACAUUCGCCAGGAGGUCAGCUGGCCUCACAUAUGGCUGGGGGAUUUGAUGACAAAACAGGAGCUCAACAUGCCAUGAUGCCUGGAGUUCGUGGGGAGGCAGGACCAAGAGGGCCACCUGGACCAAAUGGGUCACCAGGGGUGCCAGGACCACAGGGACCUCAUGGUGAUGUAGGUGAUCCAGGGCCAAUGGGUGGCUCAGGCCCAAGAGGUCCCGAGGGUCCUCCAGGAAAACCCGGUGAGGAUGGAGAACCAGGAAGUGCAGGAGGUGGUGGAGAAAUAGGAUUUCCUGGAUCUGCGGGAGCAAGAGGGUUUCCAGGGACACCAGGGCCUCCAGGCUUAAAGGGCCACCGAGGACAUGAAGGUCCAGCUGGUGUCAAAGGUGAACGUGGAGCUCUGGGAUCAAAGGGUGAAUCUGGUGGAUCCGGUGCAAUGGGUGCCCCUGGACCUAUGGGUCCUAGGGGAAUGCCAGGAGAGAGAGGACGCCCAGGAGCGGGUGGGACACCGGGUACACGUGGUGUUCAAGGAAAUGUUGGCAAACCAGGUCCAAUGGGUCCGUUGGGAUUAAGUGGUGCUCCAGGGUAUCCAGGAGGUCCAGGUAUGAAGGGUCAAGCAGGACCCACAGGUGUAAGGGGACCAGAGGGACCACAGGGACAAAGAGGAGAGACAGGACAUCAAGGGAGACAGGGACCAGCUGGCAAUAUUGGGACAAUGGGUACUGAUGGGGGCCCUGGUGCUAAAGGUCCAGUGGGAAAUGCUGGUCCUCAGGGUCCUGUCGGUCUGCUUGGCCCACCUGGACCACCAGGACCUCAGGGAAGCACAGGGCAGCCUGGGAUCAAAGGUCAAGGGGGAGAUGUUGGUGUACCUGGAUUUAAAGGAGAGGCUGGACCCAAAGGAGAACCUGGCCCACCUGGAGCACAAGGUGUAAUUGGACCUCAGGGUGAGGAGGGAAAACGGGGACCCAGAGGAGAUUCUGGUUCUAUUGGCCCACCCGGGCCUGUUGGUGAGAGAGGGGCUCCUGGAAACCGUGGCUUCCCCGGUCAAGAUGGCUUACCGGGUCCAAAGGGUGCACAAGGUGACCGUGGAAUUACAGGAACUUCUGGACCUAAAGGCUCUAGUGGAGAUCCAGGGAGAACAGGAGAACCGGGUCUACCGGGUGCAAGAGGUUUGACAGGAACGCCUGGAGUGCAGGGGGCCGAAGGAAAGCCAGGACCACUGGGUGCUCCAGGUGAGGAUGGGCGUCCAGGACCUGCAGGGUCAACUGGAACAAGAGGUCCAGCUGGACAAAUGGGAUUAAUCGGUCCAAAGGGUUUUAGUGGAGAUCCAGGAAAGGCAGGUGAGCAGGGAUCUGCAGGAGUGCCUGGACAGAGGGGUCCACCUGGAAAAGAUGGAGAAGUAGGCCCAGCUGGACCACCAGGUCCACAUGGUUCAGCAGGUGACAGAGGUGAACAAGGACCUCCUGGAAUGCACGGUUUCCAGGGAUUGCCAGGACCAGCAGGUGCUCCAGGAGAGGGAGGAAAACCUGGCGAUCAGGGUAUCCCUGGAGAAGGUGGACCUGUAGGCCAAAUUGGACCAAGGGGUGAACGUGGAAUUCCUGGAGAAAGAGGAGAACUUGGGCCUAAUGGUCUGCCAGGAGCCAAAGGUAUCCCAGGAGCACCUGGUCCAGAUGGCCCGAAGGGCAGUCCAGGACCUCCAGGUAAUGUGGGUGAUUUAGGCCCUCCUGGUCUGCAGGGUAUGCCUGGUGAAAGAGGGAUCUCUGGGCCACCAGGUCCAAAAGGAGAUAGAGGAGCUGUUGGUGAGAAAGGAUCUGAGGGCACACCGGGAAGCGAUGGUGCAAGGGGUUUAACAGGCCCAAUUGGCCCUGCAGGACCCCAUGGUCCAAGUGGUGAAAAGGGAGAACCAGGCCCUAAGGGACCACCAGGACCUCAAGGAUCAAGAGCAAUGCCAGGUUCCCGUGGUGAACCUGGGCCAAUUGGCGCUGUAGGCUUUCCAGGACCAAUCGGUCCUGAUGGUCAGCCUGGUGUGAAAGGACCACCAGGAGAGCCUGGACAAAAGGGUGAUGCUGGAUCUCCUGGCCCUCAAGGGUUAGCUGGUCCUCCAGGGUCACAGGGUAAAUUUGGUGUGGCUGGACCAAAAGGAGGAAGAGGUACACAGGGGGCACCUGGCCCAACAGGUUUUCCUGGAUCAGCUGGAAGAGUUGGCCCACCUGGCCCAACGGGCCCUCUUGGUGAGCCAGGUCCACUUGGUCUCCCAGGUAAAGAAGGUCCACGUGGUCUUCGAGGAGAUCAUGGACCUCCUGGACGUUAUGGAGAGAGAGGUCAACCUGGACCUGCUGGAAGCCCUGGAGACAAAGGAGAUUCUGGAGAAGAUGGCCCACCGGGCCCUGAUGGUCCACCAGGACCUGCUGGAACAACAGGGCAGAGAGGUAUUGUAGGCCUUCCUGGUCAAAGAGGUGAACGUGGAAUGCCGGGACUUCCUGGACCAGCUGGUCCUCCAGGAAAACAGGGCUCAGCAGGAUCCCCAGGAGACAAAGGACCCUCUGGCCCAGUUGGGGUGCCUGGAGCUAACGGACCUCGUGGUGAUCCUGGACCUGAUGGACCUGCUGGAUCUGAUGGCCCACCAGGAAAGGAAGGACUCAUAGGAGAACGGGGUGAUCGAGGAGAUUUAGGCCCAGAAGGUUUGAUUGGACCUAGAGGAUUACCUGGUCCUCCUGGUCCUGUUGGUGCUACCGGUGGUGUUGGAAAACGAGGAGAGUCUGGUUCAAGAGGUCCUGCAGGCCCACCAGGUCCUGCUGGAAAGCGAGGACUCACAGGACCACAAGGACCAAGAGGGGAUAAGGGAGAUUUGGGUGACCAUGGUGAAAGAGGACAGAAGGGUCAUAGAGGAUUUGCAGGUUUGCAGGGUCUUCCUGGACCGCCUGGCACAACUGGUGAACAGGGACCCCCAGGCAUUUUUGGUCCAAGUGGUCAAAGGGGACCGCCUGGGCCCAUUGGACCUCCAGGAAAGGAAGGGGGCGCUGGACUGCCUGGACCAAUAGGACCUCCCGGUUCAAGAGGAACAAGUGGUGACAUGGGACCAGAGGGACCUCCUGGAGAACCCGGACCUCCUGGUCCUCCUGGUGCUCCUGGUCCUCCCAUUGCAGCUAUGGAAGACUUCUUUGGUGGUCCUCAAGAUUAUGAUGCUGGUCCUCCACCCCCAGAGUUCAGUGAGGAUGAAGCUAAUCCCCAAAGUAACUCAACCAGCGUGUUCCAGGCUGACCCUGGAGUUCAGGCUACAUUGAAGGCUCUGAGCAGCCAGAUUGAUAGCAUGCGUAGCCCUGAUGGUAGUAGGAAGCAUCCUGCCAGAACUUGCGAGGACCUGAAACAAUGCUACGCUGAUAAAAAGAGUGGUGAAUACUGGGUGGAUCCAAACCAGGGAAGUUCAGAGGAUGCCAUUAAAGUUCAUUGCAAUAUGGAUACAGGAGAGACAUGCAUCUCUGCAACUUCCUCCAGCAUCCCUCGCAAAUCGUGGUGGAGUUCCCCGGGAAAUAAACCAGUGUGGUUUGGAGCCAAUAUGAAUGGUGGAACCCAUUUCACCUACGGGAACAAAGAUCAGCCAGCCAACACUGUCACAGUUCAGAUGACUUUCAUCCGUCUGCUCUCUAAAGAGGCUUCACAAACCAUCACUUACCACUGCAAGAACUCCGUGGGCUACAAGGACGAAUCAACCGGAAACCUCAAGAAGGCAGUGAUACUCAAAGCUUCAAAUGAUGUCGAGCUCAAAGCUGAGGGAAAUAACCGCUUCAGAUACACUGUGCUUGAGGACAGCUGCUCAAAAGCAAACGGUAAGUGGGGCAAGACCGUUUUUGAAUACAGGACCCAGAAAACAGCACGGUUACCUAUUAUGGAUAUUGCACCUGUGGACAUUGGAGGUCGAGAUCAGGAGUUUGGCAUUGACAUCGGGCCUGUUUGCUUCUUAUAAAUCAAGGAGUAGCAUUGAUGCAUUGAAGAAAAUCCUCAGACUUUUAAAGUGACUGCUGACAAGAUCAGCCUUGUACAUACAGAGCAUUGGACUUUUCUGGCCCCGUAGUGAGAUAUUUAUUGUGCCUUCCAAGAAAACAACAGCUCAACAAGGUUAAUACAGAUUUGAUCCCUUACAAUCCAUCAACUGCUGUUUUAAAUUGUGAUGGCCAUUGCUUUAAAGUAACAGUAAUGAUGCUACACACUGUACCAACAUUAUAGAUGUUAUUAAAAACAUUGGAUUUGCCUGUUUUUGUUAAAGUAUGUCGUUUUAUUUUUACAAACAAACAUGGUGCUAUAGAGGAAGUUUGUAGUGUUUUACCCUGGUACAUCCACAUUGUAAUUUUGAAUAGCUGACAAUUAAAGAUGAAAUUGUUUAUUCAUAAGUGCAAGCUACCUCGUUUCUACAAACUGGUAAACGCUGACGACAGACUUGCUGUACAUGAAUACUGAUAAGGAGCUGUAUGAAUUGUAUUUCACCCAUGAAAACGUACAAAGCAGGGUAAGGAAAUGCAAAUAAACUUAAGUCCAUCUCAGACUCCAAUUAUUAAAAGGUGCAUGUGUUUCUCUUCCUCAAUACAAAAAUAUAAAACCAGUGCAGGUGAAAUGUUUUACAGAUUGCUUUAUCUAAAAAAUGUCCCAUUUACGCUGUUAGUUUUUUAUUCUAAAAGCUUUAAGGCACAAUGUAGUGAAAUGCAGGUGCAGGUAUAAAUACAAUUUCUUUAGUUCAACGUCUUUGGGUUGUUAUAUUUCCAAAGCAUGCAGGGAUACCCAUCAUUCUUUCACUUUUUGUUUAAUUAUUAUUUUAUCUGAUUAGCAUUUAUCAUUUUAAAGCCAUUGGCUUAAAGCUAAUCUCAUGUAUUUGCUUUGCAAAUUAAACAUGCCUAUUAUCAUUUUUAUUGAA